This is a messenger RNA of Plasmodium falciparum 3D7, 1014 nucleotides long. RefSeq names its product putative zinc finger CCCH domain-containing protein (gene ZFP). The record is from RefSeq and is a predicted model, not a curated record. Gene Ontology annotation, biological process: negative regulation of DNA-templated transcription. Lineage: Eukaryota; Apicomplexa; Aconoidasida; Haemosporida; Plasmodiidae. Gene Ontology annotation, molecular function: metal ion binding; RNA binding.
AUGGAAAAAAUAAACGACAAGGCCAUUUUAGAGAAAAUAUCUGACAUAACAGGAAAUACAACCAAGAAUACUCUUCUUAGCUUUAAAAAAAAGAAGAAAAAAAAAAAAAAAAAAAAUGUAGAUGUAAGCGGAGAUAAAACGAAAAAGAUAAAAAAUAAAAAAAUUAACAAGACAGAAAACACUUUUGAUAAUUUUAAAUAUGAACCAAAAAAAGAAACAUGUAAAUUUUUUUUUAAAAAAGGGAAAUGUAUACAUAAUGAUAAAUGUACUUAUUCACAUGAUGUUAUUCCAAUAUAUAAAAUAUCAAAGUUAUGUAAAUUUUUAGUUAAAGGUACAUGUCAUAAACAAAAUUGUAUCUUUUCUCAUGAUUAUCAACUUUUUUAUUGUCGUAAUAAUGUUAUAUAUAAUUCAUGUCAUAAUCCUGCAUGUAAAUUUAAACAUGUAAAAAUAGAUAAUAGUAUUAAUAAUGCAGAUGAAUAUAAUAAAGAAGUAGAUAAUGUUCUAACAAAAGAUGAUAAAAUUAGAUUUCUUUAUAAUAAUAAAAAUUAUAUAAUGGAGUUAUUAAUUCAUAAAUAUCAUACUUUUGAUAAUACGGAUCAUAAAAUAAAUAUAGAUAAUUUAAUAAAAAAAAAUAAUUAUCCAUGGUUUAUUAAUGGAAUUAUAGAUAUUAUUAAGUUAGACUUUAAAUAUAAUAAAGCAGAUAGUUUUUUUAAAUUAAUAAAUAUAGCCAAAAAUAAUCAAAAUAAUAAUUUAAAAUCAUACAUGGAUAAUUCUGCUAAUCAAAAUGAUCAAAAUAAUGAUCUUACAAAUAACACAAAUGUCAAUAAUCAAGAUAUUAAAUCAUCACAGCCGUCAAUAAAAGAUGGGGAAUUCAAAAAUAAUAAUGAUAAUCAAAAUGGGGAUAACAAAUUAGAAAAUAAUGUGGAACAAAAUUUCGAUGACUAUAAUUUCUAUUCAAGUGAAGAAGAAGAUUAUACGCAGUACUUGAAUAAGUACUUUGACAUGGACACAUAA